Messenger RNA from Camelina sativa (false flax), 1085 nucleotides. Its product is annotated as protein SOB FIVE-LIKE 5-like. Gene Ontology annotation, biological process: cytokinin biosynthetic process. NCBI's taxonomy places the organism in Eukaryota, Viridiplantae, Streptophyta, Magnoliopsida, Brassicales, Brassicaceae. The record is from RefSeq and is a predicted model, not a curated record.
ACGUUUUAAGUCGAUUCUUCACUCAUAGAGUCUUUUCUUUAAAUCUUUUUCAACACAGCUGUUCGAUCUCAAGAAGAAUUUUUAUCUUUUUUUUUUUUGCUAUAGAACGUAACAUAAAAGAAGAAAAUGUUGGGUUCGAGUAGCGGAUGCGAGUCAGGAUGGACUCUAUACUUAGACCAGUCUGUUUCUUCACCAAGUCCUUCUUGUUUUAGAGACAGUAAUGGGUUUGAAAAUAGAAGAAGAAGCAAAGAUUCAUGGGACCAAAACUAUGUGCAACAACAAGGAGACGACGACGAAGAAGAAGAAGACGAUUUAUCAAUGAUUUCAGAUGCUUCUUCUGGUCCAAGGAAUAUUUCUGAGGAAGAUUCAGUGAAGAAGAUAAACAUUGUUGGUCUCAAGAAGCAGAGCAAGAGAGAAAAGAAAAGAAGAGAUUACGAGAAAAUGAACUCUGUUCUUGAUGAUACUGCUAGCUCUCCCCUUUACAAUUUCCCUCAUAUGUUGCAGAAAGGUGUUGGUGGUAAUAAGAUAGAGCAAACCUUUCCAGAAAGUACAUUGGACUACUCGCAAGGCUUCUCGGCUACUCAAUUCCAGGACAAAACAGCAUUCCAAGAGCAGUAUGCUUAUUUGCAUAUGGAAACCAGAUUCUAAAAUUGAACCAGUUAAGUAAUCAGGUCAGGAGGAUCAAACUGAAGAGCCGCUAUUUUGGACAUUUCUGAAGCUUUUAUGGAUUCAAGUAAUGAUUAAAUUGAAUCUUGAAGUCCCAAAAUACUAUGAAAGAUAGGAUGGAUUUUAAGCAAAAAAUUGCUAUAGAAAAGAACCCAACAAUGAAGGGACACACAAAAAAAAGGGUUCUCAUAAAUUUGGGUGGGUCUGAAUCUUCCUCUUUUUUGCUUUGUAAUUUCUUUACAAAGCGAGUUUUUUAGCCGCCCUUAUGUUAAACUCACUGUGUAACAAAACUUCAAUGCCUAAAUAAGCUCUCCUUUUUUUUGGGGGGAAGAGCUACUACGUACCAAGAACUAUCUAGCAAAUAAUGCUUUUAAUUAAUGGUUCUUUUUAUGAUUAAUCCAAUUGUUUCCUCCGUUCCU